AAGUAGAUGUCACUUCUCACUUGAUUUCUUUUUCUUUGGUUUCUCUCUCUUUCUAUUCCAAUGCAUUGGUUACUCUUCACUCUUACAAAUAACUUCAAUUUCUCUCUUUUUUUUUAAUUUCAUUUAUACUUUUUUUGCAUAAUGUUUUCUUUUUUUUUCUAAUUUAAUUUAAUUUCUUCUUCUUUUCUCUCUCUUUUUUUGUUCUCUUUUGUUUUCUCUUCUCCUUGCUUUGUUUUCUACUCAUUGGCAACUUCUCUUCUUCUCUUUGUGGUGUCUCUCUCUCUUUCUCUGACAGUGUUUUUCUCUUAGUUGUUUUUGCCCACCGAGUCAAGGAAAGGAAAAGAGAAAGAGAGAGAGAGAGAGAGAAAAGAAAGAAAAAAAAAGGAAUAUAAACAGUUAGAUUUAUAAAUUCUCUUAUUGUUUAUCAUCAACUAUGGCCACAAGUGAGGUGCUUCAACACAACUUCGAUACCACCACAACCACAACCACAACAACAACACGAGGUGAACCCAAAAAAGUGCCAAAAAAACGUAAAUUUCAACUUGAGAGCUUAGAGGAUAAUAAAAAUGUUCCUUGGUCAUCAACAACUUCAACCUCUUCAAUUGAAGUUAAUGAUAGAGAAAUAGUUAAUACUAACCCAAGCCAUGGUGUUACUACAAAUACUAUUUUAAAUUGUGUCGAUGUAUCAACAAAUAUCGCUGCUGAUGAUAACAACAACACCGUUAUCAAUAAGAGUAACAACAACUUGUAUUGUGACAAAGAUAAUAUUAGUUGUAGUAACACUGAAACACACGAGGCCUUAAAACAUCAACAACAAACAUCAUUGGAACAUGUUAUCAAUAGAAGCUUUAAAAAUGAUGAAGAUGAUGUUGAUGUUGAUGAUGACAAUUGUAUUGACAGUAGUAAAGAAUUGACAUUAGAUCUAACUGAUUGGUGUGGUUAUCGUGUUAUCGCUCGUUUGGGUAACUAUUAUCAACGAGGUGAAAUCAAUUGUUAUUUAAAACGAGAAUGUAAAGUUGGUGUUAAAUUUGAUGAUAAAGAUGAAACAAUUGCAGAUAAAUUUGUCUACUUCAAUCCACUUGAUUGCAGUAGUAUUAUCAACGAUAGUUGCCCAUCUCCUAAUCAAAUCACCAUUGGUCUUGAUGUUGUCUCCCGGUGUCCAGAGUCAGAGAAUCUAUUUCGUAAAGGAAUCGUAGCUGAUAUUUUAUCCACUGAGCCAAACUCUUUAUCCAGUGCCAGAUAUGUGGUUAAAUUCAAUGAAUGUGAAUUCAUUAAAGUAUCACGAGCUAAUAUACGUCUUCUUAAACCUCCUUGGUGGGAAGAAGUUGAUAAUUUGUCAAUGGAAAAAUCAACAUCAUCUCACACUUCAUCACCAUCUCCAACUUUAUCUUCUUCCAAUAUUAUUUCACCAUCAUGUCCAUCAACAGUAACAUCUCCAUUACCACCCACUCCAACCAAGAAAACAUCGCCAUUAGAAAACUGUGUUCAAGAUGUUAAUUCACCGAGUAAUCAUGAGAAAAUGAAACGCCCUGAUAUCAUAAUUUACUCGCAACAGCAACAAUUUGAACGACAGCUUCAAUUACAAUACUUUAACCAAUCUCAAUCUCCCAGAUUGAUUAAAUCACCUGCUGAUCAUAGUUACUCAGGAGAUGAGCUCGAUGAUGAUGAUAACGCCAAGUAUAAUACAGACUCAACCGUGGAUUCAGCACCUUCAACCCCAACAACACCUCUUUACAGAUCUGUGGGCUUUGCAAAUCAUUUACUCGAUUCAGGGUCGUCUUCCACUCAUCAUUUGAAUUCCAUUUCAUCUUAUGGUGGUAAUGAAAUUGGUGGAAAUUCAUCGUCAACUGAUCAAGGAAUUGUUAACCCAAACAAGUAUAAAAAAGGUGAUAUCGUAUCAUCGGCAAGUGGAAUUCGUAAAAAGUUCAAUGGAAAACAAUGGAGGCGAUUAUGUUCAAAAGAAGAUUGUACUAAAGAAUCGCAAAGGCGCGGCUUCUGCUCGAGACAUUUAAGCAUGAAAUCGAUUAACAAUUCACCGGGAAGUGGAUCAGCUUGUAGUAAUAACGGCGUUUGGUCAUCCAAUAUGCUCAUAGGAGCGGCUACUUUAACAACAACUUGCACAACAACCUCAUUGACGAUAGCAAAUGAAAUGAAAGGAGUCUCAAAAACACCCAGUCCAUUGCCCAAUGUAAUCCAUAAUUCAGUAAAUAAAUCGCCUCAUGAUGAUGAUCAUCAUAAUAAUGAUCCUGGAUUUGGAGAGAAUGGUUUAUCAACAUUGCAUUCAUCCGAAUCUCAGAAAAAUUUAAAUGCCUCUGUUACUCCUUCAUUCUCAGUCUCUUCUUCUGCAACCUCAGCAGCAUCACUAUUUUCAUCUUCUGCCUCAUCAACAACAUCUUCCACUUCUGUUUCUUCAUCAUCCUCAUCCUCAUCACUAUGUUAUCCUUCAUCAUCAUUUGAUACAACAAAAGCUGCCAAUAUGUUGAUCUCACUUCGUACCUCACCUAAAUCAGAAAGCCAAGCAGUUAUCAAACCCAAUGAUAUGAGCUUAGUUGCUGGAACAAGAUCUGGUCUAAUGGCAGCUAGACUUAUAUCUAAUAAUAAUAAUGAUAAACCAUAUUACCAUCAUCAUCACCAACAUCAUCCUCAUCAUCAUCACCCUGGACAGGCAAAUUCAAUACCAUUAUCACCUCAUACCUCACAAAAUGCAACUUUAUUUCCAUCACAAGUCACAUCAACUUUACCCUCUUCAUUUGCACCCUCAAUACCACCAGUUGCUCACUUUAUUCCAACCUUAUAUCUUGGUGGUAAUAAUCUGGUUAAUCAAUCUAUCAAUCAGAGAUGGGAAGAUAAAUCAAGAUCACCUGAGAGUAUUAAUAGAAAUGGACAUCACCACAAUAGUGGCAAUAAUCAUAAACUACUUAGUCAAAAUGUACCAAUGGUCAAGGAUUGGUUGUUACCUCCAAGUAUUUAUGGUUCGUGUUCGUCUCCAUCGGCUCUAACGACAAAUACUGAGAUGCCUCUAUUCCCUUGGCAUUCAAUUGACUCGUUACGACUCCAUAGCAAUUUUCAUCACAAUAAUGUUAAUAUUUCAAACAUUAGCCGAAGUGGUGACAAAAACAAUCCAAUGCCACAUAGUCAUGGUCAUCUUGUUAAAGAUUGGCUAUUACCUAACAAUAUAAGCGCUUCAUGUUCAUCUCCAUCUUCGAUAUCAUCUUCUAAUACAGAAAUGCCUUUAUUUCCUUGGUAUUCCACCAAUUCCUUACCAAUUCAUCGUAAUAUAUCACCGAAUGGACCACAUUCACCUCCUCGAAGUGCUCCACCUCAAUUCUCUGAUUCUGAGAAUGAAUUAGACGAAGAUGAUGACAUUGAAAUAGAUGUUAGUGGUGGUGUAGGAGGAGAAGAUGAUGACGAUGAAGUAUUUUCAUCAUCAGCCAAUAAAAAUGAUAAUAACAACAACAGUACCAAUAGUAACAGAAAUAGUAACAGAAAUGUAAUGAUGGAUGGCGAAAGUUAUGGUGACAAAGUAACAAUAGAUGAUUCAAUUGAUAAAUCAUCAUCUUCGAGUGUAAUAUCAGCCUCAAGGGGACGAUCAAAAUCUUGUAGUGCCUUACAAGAUGGCUCAAAAGAGUCGAGCAAAAAAGGAGAGAUGUGCAAUAAUAAUCCCAUUGAUGAUGAUGAAAAUGAUAAUGAUAAUGAAGGUGAUGAGCCUAAUAAUCCCAACAACAGCAACAGCAACAACAAUGGUAAUAAUAACAGUGGAAAGAAAAACAAAUCAUCAUCUAAACAACACAUUCGUCGACCCAUGAAUGCCUUUAUGAUUUUCUCGAAAAGACAUCGAGCUUUAGUUCAUCAACGUCAUCCAAACAGCGAUAAUCGAACUGUUAGCAAGAUUUUAGGUGAAUGGUGGUACAGUUUGAAGAAAGAAGAGAAAGAGAAAUACAACGAUCUUGCAUUUAAAGUAAAAGAAGCUCAUUUCAAGAAACAUCCAAAUUGGAAAUGGUGUUCAAAAGGAGGAACUGGAUCAGUCUCUGGGUUAGAAACUGGAGAAACUCUUUCGCCUUCAAUGGAAAAUACAACCACAACAAUUACCACCAACACCAACACCAACAUCAAUGCUACUACAACCUCUUCAACUCUUUCGUCUUCUUCAUCAUCUUCAUCAUCUUUAACUGUAACUUCAAAAGGCUAUUCGAAUGUGGCCUCGUCUAAGAAGAAAGUAUCAGUUAAAUCAUUGAAAAGAAAAUCUAAAUCUGAUGAUGGACCAGAUGAAGAGAAUAUGGAUUGUGCUGUGAAUGAUUCUAGUGGACACAAUUCUCAACCUUAUUCACUGAAAUUGAUCAAUGAAGAUGUCGCAAGCACAAGUUAUAUGGAAACUGAAAGUUGUGAUCAAUUAGAGAUUCGUAAUCGACACUCAGUUAGAUUUAGUUCACCUGUUGAUCUUCGCACUCCAACUUCAGCUCCAUUUAACAAGAGAAUAUUUUCUCCGUUGAAUACACCGGCCACACCAAUUACACCGAUAACUCCAACACAAUCAUCUUCUCUUGAUUUAAGUCUUCAUGGUGUAACAAUUACAUCUCCAUUACCAUCAAUCUCUCAGAAGCAUAACUUUAUGUUGCACUCAUCAGGUGAACAACAAUCGCCUCUGGAACUAAGCGGUCGAAUGACGAGUGCAAACGAAAUGAUAAUUCAUUCAGCACCUCCGAUUUUCUCUCAUUCUCGAUUCUCUUUACCAAGUGAAACUGGAGGUGGAAUUGGAAUUGGAAGUGGAAGUGGAAUAUCUCAAACACCAAGUUUUUCUUCCACUGUCUCGAAUUUUAUUCUAAACAAUGAUAACAAUUCAUCUGCCUCUCCACUUUUGCCACCAUCAUCAGUAACAUCACAAUCAUCAUCACAAUCUCCAUCAUCAUUGUCAUUAUCAUCGUCAACAACAACAUCUUAUCAAGUUAGCCAAAGGUCUCCGGUAAUUGUGGCCCAUUCAGGUCAUAAUAAUACUAAUAAACAAAACCGAUUACCAACAAUAACCUCAAUUACACCUUACUCACUGAGUCCAAGUCCAAUAUGUUCAUCACCUCACCAACCACCGCCAGUAAUGCAAUUACAUAAAAAGUUUAAUCAUGAUUUGAUUUCAACUUCGCAAUCAAAGCAACAACAAAAUAUUUUAGCUAAUGUACGUAAUAGUUAUUCAACAAACCAACACCUCAACCAACACCCACACCAUCAAUAUCCACAUGCACAUGCACACCAAUCUUUACAUAAUAAUCCUCAUCGUCCAUCGCCUCCUCUGCCUCCCUCUGCAAUAUUAUCAUCAUCAAACAUUGAGAGUGGUCCAAACUCAAACUCACCAAGCACAACAUCAACAUCAACAUCAACAAAUGAGCCUAAAUUUGUUUUAGCUCCAACUCCUGCUCAAUUGGGUAAAAUCCGAAACAAGAAACUUUCGGGAACCAACAACAACAACAACAAUACAAAUGAUCUUAAUUUAAGUGCCAAAUGUAAUGAUGAUACAAACAAAUCAAUUAACUUCAAUGAAUUUGCCGAUGAACAAAAAGUGUCAAAAAUGAGUACAAAUGACCAAGUAAAUCAGGUUUACAUGCAACUCAAACAAUUCAGUAAACCACAAUUUGAUAAAACGAAUGGUAAUAAAAAUGAUGAUGACCAGAAAAAGAUGAAGACAAUGAUAAGACGACCAAUAGGAAUGGAUAAUGUUUCUCAUCCAUUUACUACUAUUGGUGAUUCUAUUGAUGAUAAAAAGGAAGAUGUUAAAGAUGAAAACAAAGAUAACCAAGAUAAUCAAGAUAAUAAUGGUAAAGAUAAAGCUAAAGACACAAUGGAUAAGGUAUUGGACGAAGUUAAUUUUGACCAACAAUUUGCUCAAUUACCUGAAUUCAAACCAGAAGACAAAAGUGUCGCUACAUCAGCACCAAGUACACCUUUACCAUUCUCACCAACGGCAUUUGUUCAAUCGUACAGAAAGAAACAAAGAAGCUCAAUAUCUUUGGUUUCAACACCAACUCUCUCAUCAUGUAAAAAUAAUAAUAUCGUUAGUAUGACAACACCAACGAUUCCCGUUAUACCAACAACUAUUGUGACAUCAUCGUCAUCAUUGUCAUCAUCAAUCUCAUCACCAACAACAUCUUUGUCCGUAGUAACAGCAUCAUCAUCAUUACCCACCCCAACUCCAACUCCAACACCAGUGCCAUCAACGUCUUCAUCGUCAUCAUCAAUAUCAGCUGGAUUACCUUCUUCAUCAAUCAUGACAAUUCCCAAAAAUCCCAUGAAUAAUAGUCGCAAUAUCCAACCUGGCUCGCUGAGUUCAGGAGAAAAGUUUUUCGGGCCGAAUUUCAAUUUAGGUGAAGCGAUUGCAUCAGUUACUUAUUCAAAGAUGACAAGUAACUGUAACAAUCCCGAUUACUCAAAAAACAAGAAUAUAAACACACCGUUAACACCAAAAUCACCUAAAACUCCUGGAGGUGACAUUGACAAAUCAUCUAACCGACGAGUCCUUGAUCAAAGAAGACAACUUGUAAUGCAAUUUUUCAACGAGUGCGGCUUUUGGCCUACAGCUCAAGAAACCGCAUCAUUUCAACAGCGUUUCAGUAACGUCUUCCCUCAUAAACAUACCUUACAAUUGAAGAUACGAGAGGUUAGACAAAAACUCAUGGCAACAACACCAAUGACCCCGAAUUCUGCUUUGAAAGAGCAUAACGAGAAUGGAAAGAUGAAUGAGACAAGUAAUUCUUCAUCAUCUCAUCUUGGUGGUAAAAUGAUAAAUUGUACUACCACUGAUUCUACGAGCAUGAAUACUACAAAUUGUAUUAAUAAGGUUGUAAUUGCUGGUGAUUCAUCUAAUUGUAAUAUUGGUUCCGUUGAAAAAGUAGAUCUCGAAAAGCAACAAUAUUUUUAUGGACAACAACCAAUGGAUACAUCAACCUGUAAUAAUAGUACAGUUACUGAUGAAGAUAACUCAUCAAAGAAUCGUAAUACUGGACAACAACAACAACAACAACAAGAACCCAUGAUAACUUCCGAGAACGAAAAAUAAUCAAUUGUAUUAACCCCAUUGCCUCCAAAAAUUCAACGUUAAUAUCGUUGAUAAACAAAACCCAAAUUCUCAUAUAUACAACAAGAAAAACAAUCUAUUCUUUAUCUCGAUAUUUCCUUAACGAAAAUGUGACAAAAAUUCACUUUAAAAAUGAUAUUUAUUUUUUCCCUUCUUUUUUCCAGUGCCUAUGUGUUUGUGUGUUUCCAUGACCUUAAAAGUGACCUUAACCCGAUAAGUUCCAAUAUUGUAAUUGAGUUAAAUAUGAAAACAAAAACCUACUCCAUGUGUUUAAUUAACUGUGAUCACUAAGUGUUGUUAAAAUCAUAUUGAAUCACUUGAAAGACAAAACAAUUUAAAACAAAACUACAAAACCCUCCUGAUAACAAAUCACAAUCAAUGUAUUACAUCAUACAAUUAAUAAUUAUCUAUUUGCUGUAUAAAUCAUCAAUUCACUCAUUAAAUUAAUUGAUUCAAUCAUGA
This is a messenger RNA of Panonychus citri (citrus red mite), 7522 nucleotides long. RefSeq names its product putative transcription factor capicua. Gene Ontology annotation, cellular component: nucleus. Gene Ontology annotation, molecular function: DNA-binding transcription factor activity, RNA polymerase II-specific; RNA polymerase II transcription regulatory region sequence-specific DNA binding. Gene Ontology annotation, biological process: regulation of transcription by RNA polymerase II. The record is from RefSeq and is a predicted model, not a curated record. Lineage: Eukaryota; Metazoa; Arthropoda; Arachnida; Trombidiformes; Tetranychidae.